AACACAGUUCAGAGAGAGAGAGAGAGAGAGAGAGAGAGAGAGAGAAGAAGGAAAUGGACCGAUAUAUCCUCAAAGCCUUGGAAGGUGAAUUUUUAUGGUAUGAUGAGAGUCCUCCAGUAUUACUGAAUCAAAGUGCUUUUGUGCCGUACACAAAUAGACCCAUUAGUAAUCAGCUCCCUAAUGGUGUGGCAAAAUCCAUGAACGUGAACAAGAGGAUGCUGCAAUUCUUGAGGAAAAGCUGGCAACCUGCAGCUGCAAGAAAUGAAGCCGGAGAGGACGGCAGAGAACGGGGGGUUACGCCAUAUGAUCAACGAGCGCAUGAGGAGGGAGAAGCAGAAGCAAAGCUACUUAGCCUUGCAUUCUAUGCUGUCCGCUGGAACCAGGAAUGAUAAGAACUUGAUUGUGCAAAUGACAGCAAUGAAUAUUCAGCAGCUGAAGAGGUAUGAGGAGGAGCUGAGAAAGAAGAACAUGGAGCUUGAAACACUUCUGGUAGAAAAUGAAAAGGAGAGAGUGAAAUGGACAAAGAUUAGAUUAAAGGUGGCUAAUCCUACAUCAGGAAUUGAUUCUACGUUGGAGGUUCUUAAGUGCUUGCAACAUUUGGGUUUGAAAGCCAGAAAUAUUCGCUCUAAUUUCUCACUCGAGGAGUUUUCAGCAGAGCUGGAAAUUGAGUCCAAGAUUGGAGCCGCAGAGAUAGAAGAGUCUGUGCAAGAAACACUCUAUGAAGCCGAGAGGAAAUUGCAUUUUCCAUUUCCAGCAGGAAGGUGAAGGGAGAGAGGAAUACCGUGCCUCCAUUGACACUCCUUUUAACUUUAGUGAAUAUUAUUUUAAAUUCAUUGGUAAUAUUAUUGGAUUUGGAAAAUGAACGGGUCAAAUUGUCUCUUAAUUAUUUUAUUAUUAUAUCAUUGAAAAAUUCAUUAUAACAUUAUUGAAUUUGGAAAAGUUCCAACUUUAGUGAUCUUUAAAUUUGACUAAAUUCUAUU
This is a messenger RNA of Malus domestica (apple), 980 nucleotides long. RefSeq names its product transcription factor bHLH92. Gene Ontology annotation, molecular function: protein dimerization activity. Lineage: Eukaryota; Viridiplantae; Streptophyta; Magnoliopsida; Rosales; Rosaceae. The record is from RefSeq and is a predicted model, not a curated record.